Messenger RNA from Phacochoerus africanus (Common warthog), 4411 nucleotides. It is a transcript of the gene CLIP4, whose product is annotated as CAP-Gly domain containing linker protein family member 4. The record is from RefSeq and is a predicted model, not a curated record. Gene Ontology annotation, biological process: cytoplasmic microtubule organization. The coding region runs from base 194 to 2305 and encodes 703 amino acids. Lineage: Eukaryota; Metazoa; Chordata; Mammalia; Artiodactyla; Suidae. The transcript has 16 exons. Gene Ontology annotation, cellular component: cytoplasm; nucleus; microtubule plus-end. Gene Ontology annotation, molecular function: microtubule plus-end binding.
CGCGCGCGGCGCAGAGGCGGCAGGCGGGAGGGGCCAUUCGAGGUCGGGGAGCGGCGCCGUGGGAGGCCCAGCGGCCGGCUACCGGAGACAGGCGCUGGGCCGCGGAGCGCGCCUCUUGGGCUUCUCUCCCCGCUCCUGCGUUCCCCGUCCGCCGCCCCGAGAGGACCCGAGGAGGCAGGUGGCUUUCUAGAAGAUGACCAUAGAGGACCUUCCAGAUUUUCCAUUAGAAGGAAAUUCUCUGAUUGGAAGAUACCCAUUUUUAUUUCAAGGUUCCGAUACACCAGUUAUUUUUUCCAUUUCUGCAGCACCAAUGCCUUCAGACUGUGAGUUUUCUUUCUUUGAUCCUAAUGAUACAUCAUGCCAGGAAAUUCUCUUUGAUCCCAAGACUUCUGUAUCCGAAUUAUUUGCCAUUUUAAGACAAUGGGUUCCUCAGGUUCAGCAAAACAUUGACGUUAUUGGAAAUGAGAUUCUUAAGAGAGGUUGCAAUGUGAAUGACAGAGAUGGGUUGACAGAUAUGACUCUUUUACAUUAUACUUGCAAAUCUGGAGCUCAUGGUAUUGGUGAUGUCGAUACUGCUGUAAAAUUCGCAACUCAGCUUAUUGAUCUGGGAGCAGAUGUUAGUUUGCGAAGUCGCUGGACAAAUAUGAAUGCUUUGCAUUAUGCUGCUUAUUUUGAUGUCCCCGAGCUUAUAAGAGUGAUUUUGAAGACAUCUAAACCAAAAGAUGUGGAUGCCACUUGCAGUGACUUUAAUUUUGGAACAGCUCUGCAUAUUGCUGCAUAUAACUUGUGUGCGGGUACUGUGAAAUGCUUAUUGGAGCAUGGAGCAAAUCCUGCAUUUAGGAACGACAAAGGACAGAUCCCUGCAGAUGUUGUUCCAGACCCAGUUGAAAUGCCCUUAGAAAUGGCUGAUGCUGCGGCAACUGCCAAAGAAAUCAAGCAGAUGCUGCUGGAUGCGGUGCCUCUGUCAUGCGGUCUCUCAAAGCCCUUGCUUCCGAAUUAUGAUCGGGUUACCAGCAAGGCGAUGCUGACGUCACUUGGCCUGAAGUUGGGGGAUCGUGUUGUUAUUGCAGGACAGAAGGUUGGAACAUUAAGAUUUUGUGGAACAACUGAAUUUGCAAAUGGGCAAUGGGCUGGCAUUGAGUUGGAUGAACCAGAAGGAAAAAACAAUGGAAGUGUUGGCAAAGUCCAGUACUUUAAAUGUGCCCCCAAAUAUGGAAUUUUUGCACCUCUUUCAAAGAUUAGUAAAGCCAAAGAUCGAAAGAAGAAUAUAGCACACACUCCCUCUGCAAAAGCGGGACCUCUCGUCAGGUCCCAGAAAAUUGAUGUGGCUCAUGUGACAUCGAAAAUAAAUACUGGAUUAAUGACUUCAAAAAAAGAUAGUACUUCAGAAUCAACACUUUCAUUGCCUCCUGGUGAAGAAUUGAAAACUGGAACAGAGAAAGAUGUUACCCUGCUGGGAUCCGUCAGCAGCUCCUCCUCUGCAUCUUCCUUGGAGCCCAAACAGAGCCAGCCCACGAAACUGAGUGCACGUGGCAAUAACAAGAAGACAAUGAGCAAAAGCCCUUCUGUCUCGUCUAGAGCCAGUGCUGGUUUGAAUUCCUCAGCAACAUCUAUAGCAAAUAGUACAAGUUGUGAAGGAGAACUCCGCCUUGGAGAUAGGGUGUUGGUGGUAGGCCAGAGAAUUGGAACCAUUAAGUUCUUUGGGACAACAAACUUUGCUCCAGGCUAUUGGUAUGGAAUAGAGCUUGAGAAACCCCACGGCAAGAAUGAUGGUUCAGUUGGAGGUGUGCAGUAUUUUAGUUGUUCCCCAAGAUAUGGAAUAUUUGCUCCCCCAUCCAGGGUUCAAAGAGUAACAGACUCCUUGGAUACGCUUUCAGAAAUUUCUUCAAAUAAACAGAAUCAUUCUUAUCCUGGUUUUAGGAGAAGUUUCAGUACAACUUCUGCUUCCUCCCAAAAAGAGAUUAACAGAAGAAAUGCUUUUGCCAAGUCCAAGCCCGCGCUGCGCCGCAGCUGGAGCAGCAGCACCACGGGCGGCCUGGAGGGGCGCGUGAAGCUGCACGAGGGCUCCCAGGUCCUCCUCACCAGCUCCAACGAGAUGGGCACCGUCAGGUACGUGGGCCCCACGGACUUUGCCUCCGGAAUCUGGCUCGGACUGGAGCUUCGCAGCGCCAAGGGGAAGAAUGACGGGGCCGUGGGAGACAAGCGCUACUUCACCUGCAAGCCCAACCACGGCGUCCUCGUCAGGCCGAGCCGGGUGACCUACCGCGGAAUAAACGGGGCAAAGCUCGUGGACGAGAACUGCUGAGUUUAACUUCUGCCGUAUCGAGUGAGCUCACGCACACGCUCAGACAUAAUAUAUACAUAUAUAAUAUACACAGUAUAAGAUAAAGAGUCCAUGACAGUUUAUUUAGCCAUUAUUUAGAAUUUCAAAACACGGUUAUCUUCAUAAAAACCAUUACAACAAUGCAGAGAGACUCCUUUAAAAAGCUAGAGGAACUGUGGGACGCACAGUCCUCUUAAACCAAUUUCAAAAUAAGCCUUUUUUUUUUAAAUUUUUUUUAAAGCUUUAGACCCAAGAAAAAUUCUGAGACUUGGGGCAAAAUGUGCCAUUAGGUGACUGGCCGAUGUUGCUGACUCUGUCUCGUUUUUGCAGAGAAGGGUGGAUUUUUCAUGCGCCAUAACGGUGAAGAUUUUCACUAACUUUGGGGAACCUACGGUGUUCUCAUGACCUUUCCUGUCAAGUGUUUUCAGAGCUUUCCUUUCUCUUUCUGUACCAACGAGUCGGUGAGCUGUCUGCCUGGGGCAAGUUUUCUGGUGGGGGUAAAGGUAUUUGCCCCGAAUGCCCCCCCUGCGGGCGCGUCACAGCCGGGAGGGGACCGGGCCCCAGCGGCUCCAGAGCUCAGCCUCCCGCCUGCCGCCAGUGGCCGAAGCUCCUCUUCUUACCCCGGGCACGGGCACGGACUGGUUGGCUAUCCGAGCGGAGGCUAGAACAGGGUCUCCCGACCUUGGCUUGGGCUCUUUCCUCUCCACAGAGGGUGUCGUCUCAGAUUUUUCUUCUGUUUUGGUGACUUCCUCAUCCAGGUGGAAGUCAGAAACUCAGUUUCCAGGGUUAUGAAUUCGAGUCAUGAUUAGAACUUUUUGCACCUUAUUGAUUUAACUUCCUUACUGGACAUAGCUAUAAAACACACACAUAGGAAGCACUUUGAAAAGAAAACAUAAUGCACUUUCCUCUUUGUGGAGAAUUUGCCAUCAUCUCCUCCUGGGAUAUGAAACACAUUAAAAACAUUAUAUUUAGGACACAAGAGCAAAUGAAGAUGUGUUAAGAAGAAUGUAGUAGUAAUUUAUUUAAAUGUUUAUGGGUUCUCAAUUUUUUCUUUUAUUAUUCAUAAAGCUGGUGUGUGUUUGCUAUCAUUGCUGUUCUCAUAUCUUUAAUUGUUGCAGAAUUCAGCCUGUUAAAAAGUUGCAGAACUGUACUAUGUUGUUAUUUUCUUUUUGAGCGCACGUUAACAAACUGAGCUUUGUCAUAAUAGAGCGAUGUAAUAAUGCAGGCGGUUGUGCUGUGGGUAUGUAUUGAAGUUUAUGCCUAUAUAUAUAAAGAUUUAUCUUUUAUUAUAGAUAUUUAGACUCUAAACCACCAUAGAAAUAUCAGAACAGUUUGCUUUAUAAGAUUAAAGGCAUCCUUCAGAAUGGAGCUUGCUUUGUGCUUAGAAAUAAUACAUUGAACUAUUUUGCAGUAUACUAUUUAAAAUCUAAACUCCGUUGCUUUGCUGCCUUUUUUAAAAAGUGUGAAAUUUCAAAUAUUACUAGAGCUAUUUUCCUGAAAUACAUUUGCAAAAUAAGGCUGCUUUAUAAUUAAGGAAUAUUUUUGAUUGAAGAAAAUGACUGUACUGUGUUUCAAAAGUAAACUUAUUUUAUUAUACAGUUUAUUUCUUAAAAACUCUAUUUAUACGUUACCAUGAAAUCCAUGACUACACUGAAGCUGGGGGUCCGUAAUUCUUCCUGUUAAAUAUAAAACCCUGUAAGUUAGAAACAGUAAUGCCAACAGUGAAUUUAUUUUGAGGUCAGAGAACCGCUUGUUCUCAUGUUUAGAUUAGAAUCAUUAAAUCCAUGUACUGUGUAUGUCUACAUACACUGUAUGUCAAAUGAGGUGUUUCCAUUUGUGUUUUGCUUACGUCAUUCAAAGAUCACUUCUUGAGCAUUAACAAUAAAAAGGGACGCUGUUUUGGUUUGGAAUGUUGUCAUCGACCUGCCUGCAACUCUCCUUUUCUCAAGCACUCAGAGCACACAUGCUUUUGUAUUUAGCUUUUUUUUUUUUUUCUUACAGUGAUGAGUUGGCUUUGUCUCAUCCCUCUAUGUAGAGUCUUAAAGGCACCCUGCUUCUAUUCCGCAAAUAAAGUGAUGUUUUCAGGCA